GCAAGAAUGACUUAUAUCACUUAAAUAGAUUAUUUAAAGAAAGGUUAAUGUUGAAAGACAAACCUGACUUACAGAUAUCUGGAAUAUUGUUAAGUUUAUGAUACCAAAUUCAACAUCAAAUUUUUAAAUAUUUGCCCGAAGGAUUAUUAAGAUAUCUUGGCUGAAUUGACAACAUUGAAAUACAAAUGGUACAACAAUGGCCAACAAUUGGCUUGCUUUUUUGACUCACAUUCUUAUGAAAAAGGAAACAAUUGAACCAUCUAAACCUUUAGACCAUCUCAACUUUUGAACCAUCUCAACCUUUAAACCAUCUCAACUUUUAAACCAUCUCAACUUUUGAACUAUGGCAACCCUUGGAGUUAACUCAUGAAAUGAUACACUUACCACUCGUAAGGAUAUGAACUACAUUGUAUUUAUAAGUUACAACUGCAUUUCUGGUAGUAAAAAUAAAACGAGACGAAUAAAAUAACGAUAUAUCGACGAAAGUCUUACUUCGACUAAUUGCGUUUUGUUAAGACCAGGUCUUGCUUGAAGUUUGAAAUGGCGCUUAUAUCUUCUCAAUGUGCUCGUUUGUAAGAGGCUGACAUCGAUCUUUGCAUAAAUAAGAAAUGAUUGAGAUAAAUACCCAGCUACCCUCAAAAUGCACUUUCUUCUGAAGCCAUAACAGUAAACAAAUCUGAAAUAUCUACUACCUCUUGAGAAUCGUUUUCGUCGUCAGAAUCCUUACGUCUUCUCUUACUUCUUGCGCUUUGAAUCAUGUUUUUGUGAAAGUUACAAAUGUAAAUGUGACCAGCCUAAAGGCGAGGAAAAUUUGAAAAGCUGAAAAGCACUGCAACCAUGAUAUUAAAAAUGUAUGUUAUAAAAAGUUAAACAUACGUUUUCCGCGGCGACAAGUUUAAGUUUCUUUUGAGCUACAGUUCUUUGAAUUCUUUUGGCAUAACAAGCAUUCCCAGCCAAUUUCUUACAUCUUUCGGUUUCUUCUAUUAAACAGCAUACAAGAUGAGGUUUCGGAGAAUUAUCCUCACUCUCACUCUGAUAACCAUUCAUGUCGACAUUUUCGGAAUUGCUGUAUUGAUUUAUGCAUAAGUUUUCUUCCUCCGUGUAAUAUUUACUUCCGUUUACACAUAUGACUUGAACUCUUUCUUAUGAUUGGUUCAAAGACUGUAAGUCUUUUUGUUACAGAAAGUACUCUCGCCCUCCAGUCCAGCCUUUACCUUACCGGAAUAACAAAAUAACAUUACAUGAGCCUCAAGGAAAAGACGCUUUUUCCUGAUAUUACAUUUCAACGUGUCAAACGAAUAGAAAAUUUAGUGUUAUAAUUAAUAUUAAGUUCAAUUACUUUUCGUGACUUUGUAAUUUAAACGUGUUGUCCUCCCACCCGACCCUACCCUCUUUUGCAUAUGUCAAUGGUAAGGCGGGAAAGUCAACCAAUAAACGCAAAGACUUGAUGUGUAAAGCAGUGUCCUUGAAAUACGUGUCUAUGGUCAAGUGUGGUCAAGUGUACAAACGUACGGCGAAUAUUUAUCAUCAAUGCAGUCAAACAGCUUACUCUCUCAAAUAAUAUUUUGAAGAAAAAAUGCCUCGAACUAAGAAAGACCCCAAUAAGCCCAAAGGGAAAAUGUCAGCGUAUCUUUUCUUUAUGCAAAGCGAAAGGGAAGCCAUGAGACUUCGAAGCAAGCAAAACGGUCAUGAAGACAAUCUCAGUUUCAGCGAGCUUUCAAAAUUUUGUAGCGAGAAAUGGAAAUGCCUGGACGAAGCCAAAAAAGCUCCGUUUUUUAAAUUAGCCGAAGAUGAUAAGGCCAGAUUUGAACAAGAAAUGUCUUUGUACACUCAGAGUGAAGAUGAAUCAACACCAAAGAAAUCUCGAAAGAGAAAACGACAAAAUGACGAAAAUCUUCCUAAAAGAAACAAAUCAGCCUAUAUGUUUUUCUGCGAUGACGAACGACCAAAAACACGUAAAGCUCAGCCAGAGUUGGCGAUGAAAGAAAUUUUACAAGUUUUAGGCAAGAAAUGGAGAAAACUAGAAAGCAAGGAAAAAGACGUGUAUAAUAAAAUGGCAGAUGAAGAUAAGCAAAGAUAUGCAAAGGAAAUGUCUGAGUACAAAAAGAGUGAGUUAGCAUACGAUGGAAUGGCAAAUGUAAAGAAGCAGAAAUAAUCGCGAGGCAUUUAAAAUUUGAUAUUUUUCCUGAACAAUUAAGAAUUCAUUGUUGUAUAAGCUAAGCUGCGUUUAAACCAGUUCUAUUGUUAAAUCAUUUUGUUAUUAUAAAUUCCUGUAAAAAGACGAACAAUUUUUGUUAUACCAGAAAAUACAAUUAUAAAUGUAAAUAAGUGAAAGUCGUUGAAUUAUUCCCAAUAAACUAGUAAACCUUGCGGAAACAAAA
Molecule: messenger RNA, 2381 nt
Organism: Xenia sp. Carnegie-2017
Lineage: Eukaryota; Metazoa; Cnidaria; Anthozoa; Malacalcyonacea; Xeniidae
Product: non-histone chromosomal protein 6-like
Exons: 2
Coding region: 1577-2155 (192 amino acids)
Source: RefSeq, a predicted model, not a curated record